Molecule: messenger RNA, 1779 nt
Organism: Athalia rosae (coleseed sawfly)
Lineage: Eukaryota; Metazoa; Arthropoda; Insecta; Hymenoptera; Athaliidae
Exons: 2
Coding region: 115-447 (110 amino acids)
Source: RefSeq, a predicted model, not a curated record
AUAUUUGAUUUGAAAGGAGGCGAGAACACGUGCGCAAGCGUGACACUUUACUAAUCAAUACGGUUCUUGCACAGCAUUACCGAGAAAUUUUUGCUAUCAGCGAAGAAUAUCACGAUGAAUUCUGAUUCGCACACUUGCAUACCCGACACGGCAGUUAUAGGUGAGCUCCCAGGAGAUGAGGGCAUAGACAACAUCGCCGAGUCGGUCGACGAGCUACGAGCCAAAUUGAGUAGGAUGAAGAGUUUGAUGGAGGCGCGUAAAGGGACGACUCUUGGUGACCUCAGUGCGCGAAAAAAAAAGGAAACUUCGGACAUCAUCGACGGGAACUUCCUCUCCUGGGUGUUCGGUUCCGCCCUCGUCGUAAUCCUGAGCGUUAGUUUCUAUGCGUUUUAUAAUCUUUAUCACGCGGUGCUGAAAAAAUUCCCCUCGCAUCACACGGAGCUGUAGAGAAUAUUUGGAAAAUUUUACAUUACGUAUUCUUAUUUCGAAAGUCCUGGAUCCUGCAGUGGAUGAAAGUGAAAAAGAGUUUUCUCAGGAACUAUAUUGUACUCGGUUACUACUCAAAAUCAGACGAAGAAGUUCGGUGAAAUUUCUCUCCAAUUUGGCACCUGCAGUGGUCAGAAGUCGAGUCCGAAUGUGAUGACUAGACAAAAUCUAAUUUAAUUUGUUCUUUGUUCGUGAUUCUAUAUUAUCAGAUUUUCAAGGCUAUGAUACGAAUCUCGUAUCUCAUUAUUUAGUACCUACUUCUGCAAUAAUUACAAUGUCAUAAAGUCUUCCCUGUUUAAGAGAAAAAAAAAAAAAAACUACGAAAUCGCGAUGCCAACUUUUACUCACAAAAAAGUUAUCGAUUUGCUCAUUUGUGCGAAACAAACAGAAAAAUAAUAAUGGAACAAACCUGUAAAGCAAUCCGCGAGAGGCAAGUGUAACAACUGUAGAUACACCAGAUUUCAACAGGUGAUUCAUAAUCACCUGCCUGUGCGUUGGACCACUUAUCGGUGGUAGGAAUAACACGAAAUUUUGCCUGAAUUGCAGGAAUAAAAUUAAGAAGAAUACUUCCAACUUAAACAAUAUAUCGCAUUAGAUCGCAAACCAAAAUUAUUAUUACGCACUUCAUACAUAACAAUAAGAUUAAUGCAUUACGCUCACGAAUGAAGUGGGGAGCCGGUCGAGCUUCAACAUCUUCGAAUAUCGCGUAGUUCUAUAUAAUUAUUUAGUGUAUGCAACAUGUAUAUGUAUAUUUUAGGUAUAACGUAGUUGACGCACAUUUUACCUAUAUAUACGAAGAGAAAUUUUUUACCUCGUAAUUAAAUUAUUCGGAUGACAUUCAGCAAAAUUUGUUGGUAGUCUCGAACAGAUUAUUAUAUAGAAGAAUGAUUAUAGUAUAGUCGAUUUAUAUUUAGCGGUUACUAAUUGAUCAUUAUUGUACCGACUAUCGUUCUCAUCGCGAUGCUCAUAUUUGCUCACAAUAUUAUUGUUGCAAGGCUGAAACUUGUGUAACAUCGUUUACUUGAACUCAGGCAAAACUGUUUGCAGUUAAUGCAAAACGUCGUACACAUGGAGAAAUGUUGAUACUCGUGUGAUUUCUUCCAUGUUUCACUUCAGUUUUUUCGAAGCGAUCGCAACUAUUCGAUGCCAAAUUAAAAUACCGCCAAUUCAUAUAAUACCUCGGUUGUGCCAAAGUGUAUGUAAUUGCCGUGUUUAAAAAUUGUUACAAUUAUACCACCUAUAUCUACGUGUGCAAGUCACGUUAAACCAAACGAAAAAAGAUCAAAGAAAGAA